CACCUGCCUGGCAUCCAGCUUGUCUCUGGUGUAAGGCUAAGGAAGCCCCAAACACAUUUCGCAACUUGGAAUGUUUACACUCCUCGACAGAGGAGACCAACAGGAUAUUGCUGUUGCGGAUAUUACUGCUGCACUCUGUACCAUGCUGGCGUGGUCCAGCAGCGAUAUCGCUGCCCUUACACCGACACAGGGGAGCUGCAGCUAGAAGUGGGGCGGCCGCUUACACUGUUUGCUGGGUUGGCCACUCUGAGGCUGAUCACAGAUGCGUUUCCCUGCGCGCUGGUGCUGGGAAAAGGGACCCACCGAAGAGCCUGAACACACCUCUACCUGCAGCGCCCCCACGUGCUGCCCAGUAACGGGCGUCAGCUAGCUACAGCACGGCGACAGCGCCCCUCCCGCCAGCUUCCGCAAGGUGGGCGGGGCCUCCUGUUCUGUGGGCGGGGCUUCAGAUGAGUCAAUCCCGCCUCAAACUCUCUCAGUUGACGUGUCUUGGCCACAUCAGCUGCUGCUAGGAUCUGGCAGGACCCCUCCGUGGCCUUACGUUCCCUCUGUAGCUGGUUUCCGCUUCCGCAUUCGUUAGGGUGCGAGAGACGGUGGCCGCGGCGGGUCAAGCCGGGGCAGCUGCGGUGUUGGGUUUGAUUAGCCUUCCGUGGGGGUGGCUGGGCUGCCAUCAUGGAGACGCUCUACCGGGUGCCGUUCGCGGUGCUCCAGUGCCCCAACAUCAAGCUGAAGCGGCCGAGCUGGGUGCACACGCCCUCGGCCAUGACUGUCUACGCGCUGGUGGUGGUGUCCUACUUCCUCAUCACUGGAGGAAUAAUCUAUGAUGUGAUUGUAGAACCUCCCAGUGUUGGGUCUAUGACCGAUGAACAUGGACAUCAGAGACCAGUGGCCUUCUUGGCAUACAGAGUAAAUGGACAGUAUAUUAUGGAAGGACUCGCAUCCAGCUUCCUUUUCACAAUGGGAGGCUUAGGUUUCAUAAUUCUGGACCGAUCCAAUGCACCAAAUAUCCCAAAGCUCAAUAGAUUUCUGUUGCUUUUUAUUGGAUUUGUCAGCGUCCUGUUGAGCUUCUUCAUGGCAAGAGUUUUCAUGCGGAUGAAAUUGCCGGGAUACUUGAUGGGUUAGUGCCUGGUGUGAUAUAAGCAAGCACAAAAUGGAUUUGCUUCUCUUCAUGAAGAGCUUAAAAACAAGCAAUCUAUAAAAAAUUAUACUGUCCCCCACAAGAAGACACAAGAAAGGUCUAGUUAUACGAACGAGCAAGUGCAAGAAGUGCUUCCAGCUGUCUCUUUUCAUAAAUAAAAAACGUCAUUACCAGUGGUUGGUGUAUUUUUAAAAGAGCAUUUUAUCACUAGUCUAUUUCUAUCUUUAAAAAAGAAAAAGUUACUGAACUGUUACUUAGCUUUAGGUAUGAAUUUGUAUCUUGAAACAAUUCACUAUAAAAUGUAAAACUGGUAUUUUUCCCUUCCUCAUUUUUUCCUUUAACCUGACUGAGAUAUUGGGCACAUGUUUUACAAUUCCUGAUUUUAAAGUCUGCAGCACUCUGGCCUUUUUUCCUGUGGCCUGCCCCAUACCAAGUUUAUACCUGGAGAGAAGUCUUCUGAUGAUGCUUUACUAUCAAACACACUGUGUCUAGUGAAGUUAUUUCUAAGGCACCAUUUGCCUUGAUAUUCAUGGCAACGCAUUAACAAAUCCAGAUGUACACUGGAUACAACAUUGUGUGAGUGAAUUUCUUUUUGGAACAGUGUAUGAAAGGAGCCAAAUUAAACAUGUUUUCUACUAGA
Molecule: messenger RNA, 1778 nt
Organism: Gopherus evgoodei (Goodes thornscrub tortoise)
Lineage: Eukaryota; Metazoa; Chordata; Testudines; Testudinidae
Gene: OSTC
Product: oligosaccharyltransferase complex non-catalytic subunit
Exons: 5
Coding region: 673-1122 (149 amino acids)
Cellular component (GO): oligosaccharyltransferase complex
Source: RefSeq, a predicted model, not a curated record